Falco peregrinus (peregrine falcon) is the source of this 2600-nucleotide messenger RNA. RefSeq names its product ELMO domain containing 1 (gene ELMOD1). Lineage: Eukaryota; Metazoa; Chordata; Aves; Falconiformes; Falconidae. Bases 405 to 1391 code for a protein of 328 amino acids. The record is from RefSeq and is a predicted model, not a curated record. Gene Ontology annotation, molecular function: GTPase activator activity. The transcript is spliced from 13 exons.
GCGCGGCGGCGGGCCCUGCCGGUGGCCCCGCGGGUCGCCUAGCGACGGGAGGCGGCUCCUGGAGUCGCACCGCAGCCCCCUGCGCUGCCCGCCGCAGCCCCCCCCGCCCGGCCGCGGGUGCGAAGUUUUGCCCCCUUGAAUGAGGGGCUCUCCCUGGGAAGACCUUGCGGCCACUGAUAUCACCUGGAAAGAAGACGUCAUCGGUGAUCAACAGGGUACGACUCCAGCAACAUAAACCAAACCAUCACCAUGAAACACUUCCUGAGGACUUCUGCAAGCAAGUAUUCCUUUUUAUAAAGAACAACCCUUUGAAAACCAAACUUGUGUUACUUUUUGUCAUUCAUGUUACUAAUGGAAGAUUUCAACUGUAAGCUUGAGAUGGAUGAGUAGUAGAAAACUGAAGGAUGUUUCUCCAGGUAUGCCUGUACUUCUACUGCAAAUGCUUGUGGCGCUGCCUGAAAUUUGUGGUCAGGAAACUAACAGGUCAAUGUGAAUUGCAAAGGAUCUGUUACAAUACCAAACCUGGAGCUGCCCGAACUAUGAAAAUAGAGGCGUCACUGAAAGGUUCAAAAAGUAAGCGGCUGCAAACUUCAGUAAGUGUUCACCCUGAUGCUAUUGAGAAAACGAUAGAUGACAUCAUGGAACUGAAAAGGAUUAAUCCAGAUAUAAAUCCACAGUUGGCAGUAUCUCUUCAGGCAUGCCUGCUGCAGAUUGUGGGGUACAGAAAUCUGAUUGCAGAGGUUGAAAAGCUGCGCAGAGAGCCAUAUGAUUCAGAGAAUCCGCAACAUGAGGAAAUGCUUGUGAAGUUGUGGAAAUGCUUGAAGCCCAAUUCCCCACUGAAAGCUCGGAUUUCAAAGCAGUGGUGUGAAAUUGGUUUCCAAGGUGAUGAUCCUAAAACAGACUUUAGAGGGAUGGGUCUCCUGGGAUUAUAUAACUUGGUGUAUUUUGCAGAAUGGGACACUGAGGUAGCUCAGGAAGUUCUCUGUGAUUCUCUUCAGCCUAAAUACAGGGAAGUCACUAAGAAGGAACUAAGCCAAUACAGCAAAGCUGAAUGGGAGAAGAAAAAGUUUGAUAAGGCAAUUGGCUAUUCCUUUGCUAUUGUGGGCAUUAACAUAACAGACCUGGCAUACAACCUGCUUGUGAGUGGAGCUCUGAAGACCCAUUUCUACAAUGUUGCUCCAGAAGCACCAACACUAACUCACUUUCAGCAGACAUUCUGCUACCUAAUGCAUGAAUUCCACAAAUUCUGGAUUGAAGAGGAUCCACUGGAUAUAAUGGAGUUCAAUCGUGUCAGAGAGAAAUUUCACAAGCGAAUCUUGAAACAGCUCCAGAACCCAGAGAUGGCUCUGUGCCCUCAUUUUGCUGCAUCAGAAAGUUUAAUCAAUAUGUAGUUACUCACUGGAUUUUAUUUGGAAACACUGUCUCACUCUUGUGUUAGAUCACUGUUUAGACCAUUGCUAGCAUACUGAAUGACCAUGAUGAUUGUAUGCAUGUUUCCGGUGCGGUAUUCAUCUAUCUUUGUCACACGUACUAGGUCCCCUUCUGCUUCUCUUGUUGGGGAUUUGUCAUUUUAAAUGGGUGCUCAUAUUGCCUCAUUAUUGCAGUGUUACAUUCUGGAUCGAUGUCCAGCUAUCGGAGGUUUUUCUAUUUUUUUUAGACUUUCCUCAUAAUUCAGCAUUGACAGUUGAAUUGUAUUUCUCUAGCUGUGUUUUUGUAUAUGUGGAAAAAGUAGCUGGAUCUUGUAUUGUGAAAGCUUUUUAACUUCUUGGUAUGUUUUAAGAUAACUACUGGCAUUUCAAGUGAAAUACAUGUUUGGACCUCAUCUAGAAGAUAAUGUGUGUAAUUUAAUCUGAUGCAGGCGAACACAUUAAAGUCCAAUUUUCUCCAUGCAGCCAUUAUAUGCUUAAUGCAGAAUUAAUGAGGCUUAUGAGAUACAAGUUUCAGUGAGAAGAGUUUAUGCAGAAUUACAAUCAGACUCCACAGCUGCAUGAAUACCAAAUGGUCUGGUGAUGCUAAUACAUUCACAGUGAACUACAAACAGAGUCACAACUACUGCAUCCUGGCAGCGGCCAAAAAUUGUAUCAUGAGACUGUUGUCACCACCACGCUGAAGCAUGGUCUAAAUUCCUGCACAUUCCUUUGAAUAUACAGGGUUUACUAUUUUGUUGCAUGUUGGAAGGCAACAUGAUUUGGUCACAUUCUGCUUAGUGAAUUCAGGGGGGAAAAAAUCUGUAUAUUUUUUUGAACUACUGAAAAUGUUGCUUUGGUUGUCAAUUCAGCUCCUAAGAACUGGGAGGAAUAAUUAAUUAGAAGGUUUAAAGCAAAACCAUGUGAGUUUCCCAGACUACUUAUAAAAAAAAAAUAUAAAAUGGCAGACUGGCUUUUUUCUAAAAACAUAAAUGAGUAUAAGUGUCUGACACUGAGAUUGUGUGGUAUAUUGAACAGCAUCUACCAUGGCAUUUCAUACCCAUGGUAUUUUUUACCUUCUAAGCAAUCAAUUUUAGUAUUAUAUGUUUGUGUAAAUCACUUGCAUAUGGAGAUUAAAUUGAGUAGUGUCCAACUACUUGUGAAUUAUAUGAAUAAAUUAUAUGUCAUUCUAAA